GUAAGUGUACAUGAACGCACUUUGGACUCAAAAUGCACAGAAACUUUUUUUCAGUUUUAAGACAGAAAGACGCUAUUUUUCAAGGGUUCCGUAUGGCAUCAACAAGUUCAAUUCAAGGGAAACUGUCAGGAAAGGUUGCCAUUGUAACUGCGUCAACCGAGGGCAUUGGCUUAGCUAUUGCUCGAAGACUUGGGCAAGACGGGGCUAGUGUAAUGGUAAGCAGCCGCAAGCAAGACAACGUGAGCCGGACAGUCGAGCAACUGAAAUCUGAAAACCUCCAGGUGGAAGGGAUGGUGUGCCAUGUCGGUAAAGCGGAGGAUAGAACAAGCCUUAUUCAGCAGACCGUAUCAAAGUUUGGUGGUCUGGAUUUUGUGGUUUCAAAUGCAGCUGCAAACCCCGCAUUUGGACCAAUUCUUGAUACACCAGAAUCAGCGUGGGACAAGAUAUUUGAAACCAACGUGAAAGCAACCUUCUUCCUUAUAAAAGAAGCUGUACCACACAUGGAAAAGAGGGGGGGUGGUUCUGUAGUGAUUGUAUCCUCAUUUGCUGGCUACACCCCUAUGGAGUUUCUCGGUCCCUACUCAGUAAGCAAGACGGCCCUGAUUGGCAUGACAAAGGCUCUAGUGCCCCAGUUAUCCACCAUGAAUAUCCGGGUGAAUUGUGUGGCCCCUGGGAUCAUCAAGACCAAGUUCAGCGAACAGCUUUGGAAAACCUCUGCAGUUAAAGACAUGCUUAUGCAAAUGAUCCCAAUGAAAAGGAUAGGUGAACCUUCAGAAAUAUCGGGUCUAGUCUCGUUCCUGUGUUCAGACGAUGCUUCCUACAUCACAGGGGAAACAACCCUAGCUACGGGCGGAAUCCCGGGCAGAUUGUGAUACUUACAUCAUGUAGAAGAUUUUAAUAAUGUAGAUCUCAGCAAUUUCAGUAAAGCAAUGAUCUAACAAAAACAUUCAGUUAUUAACCAAGAAUUUAUCAUCGUAUCUCUAAGGUGAUGAAAUAAAGUGCAACUUCACUAUUACAUUUAUACAUGGAUAUAUAUAUAUAUAUAUAUGUGACAAAGAUGGCUAUCUUUAGAUUCUCUGAAAGAUAAAAGUGAUGCAUAUUACCUUUUUUCAUCUUAUGUUCUUGUUAAAUUAUUGGCAAAAUGAUUGAAAAUGACAUUGUUUUUAUGUAUUGUAUUUAAUCAGACACACAUGGCUUAUUGCAUCUUGACUUAGUUCACGUUUUAUUUGGGUCAGAAAAACAAUUAAAUAUAUAUAUUUAAUUGAUUUUUGUUUUGUUUCAAGUAUUCAAAAAAUCAAAUAAUAUGACUUGAGUUUUAAUACGAAUUAUGUUAAAUAUCAUCCAAACUGCCGAAGCAUUAAAUUAGGAUUAUAAUAUUAUGUGAAAUAAGUUGUUAUUUUUCAUUCAACAUUGAGGUCUAGAAAUGCAUAACUGUGAUACCAUUUGUAAAAUAAUUUUGAGAAUAAACAUAUAAAA
Mya arenaria is the source of this 1476-nucleotide messenger RNA. RefSeq names its product dehydrogenase/reductase SDR family member 4-like. The coding region runs from base 33 to 872 and encodes 279 amino acids. The record is from RefSeq and is a predicted model, not a curated record. Gene Ontology annotation, molecular function: carbonyl reductase (NADPH) activity. NCBI's taxonomy places the organism in Eukaryota, Metazoa, Mollusca, Bivalvia, Myida, Myidae. The transcript has 9 exons.